Trichechus manatus latirostris (Florida manatee) is the source of this 4230-nucleotide messenger RNA. RefSeq names its product synaptotagmin 1 (gene SYT1). NCBI's taxonomy places the organism in Eukaryota, Metazoa, Chordata, Mammalia, Sirenia, Trichechidae. Gene Ontology annotation, molecular function: calcium-dependent phospholipid binding; phosphatidylserine binding; syntaxin binding. The transcript has 9 exons. The coding region runs from base 70 to 1338 and encodes 422 amino acids. Gene Ontology annotation, cellular component: axon; synaptic vesicle membrane; dense core granule. Gene Ontology annotation, biological process: regulation of calcium ion-dependent exocytosis; cellular response to calcium ion; calcium ion-regulated exocytosis of neurotransmitter. The record is from RefSeq and is a predicted model, not a curated record.
AAGAAAGAGACAAAAACAAAACAUUAACUACAGAAUUUGAACAAAUAGAACACUUCACCUGAACCUAAGAUGGUGAGCGAGAGUCAUCAUGAGGCCCUGGCAGCCCCGCCAGUCACGACAGUUGCGACUGUUCUAGCAAAUAAUGCCACAGAGCCAGCCAGUCCUGGAGAAGGAAAGGAAGAUGCAUUUUCUAAGCUGAAGGAGAAGUUUAUGAAUGAGUUGCAUAAAAUUCCAUUGCCACCGUGGGCCUUAAUUGCCAUAGCCAUAGUUGCAGUUCUUUUAGUCCUGACCUGCUGCUUUUGUAUCUGUAAGAAAUGUUUGUUCAAAAAGAAAAACAAGAAGAAGGGAAAGGAAAAGGGAGGGAAGAAUGCCAUUAACAUGAAAGAUGUGAAAGACUUAGGGAAGACCAUGAAAGAUCAGGCUCUUAAGGACGAUGAUGCUGAAACUGGAUUGACUGACGGGGAAGAAAAAGAGGAACCCAAAGAAGAGGAGAAACUGGGAAAGCUUCAGUAUUCACUGGAUUAUGAUUUCCAGAACAACCAGCUGCUGGUAGGGAUCAUCCAGGCUGCCGAGCUGCCCGCCUUAGACAUGGGGGGUACAUCUGAUCCCUAUGUGAAAGUGUUCCUGCUGCCUGAUAAAAAGAAGAAAUUUGAGACAAAAGUCCACCGAAAGACCCUUAAUCCUGUCUUCAACGAGCAAUUUACUUUCAAGGUACCAUACUCGGAAUUAGGUGGCAAAACUCUGGUGAUGGCUGUGUAUGAUUUUGACCGUUUCUCCAAGCAUGAUAUCAUUGGGGAAUUUAAAGUCCCCAUGAACACAGUGGAUUUUGGUCAUGUAACUGAGGAGUGGCGUGAUCUGCAAAGCGCUGAGAAGGAAGAGCAAGAGAAACUGGGUGAUAUCUGCUUCUCCCUUCGCUAUGUGCCUACUGCUGGUAAACUGACUGUCGUCAUUCUGGAGGCCAAGAACCUGAAGAAGAUGGAUGUGGGUGGCUUAUCUGAUCCUUAUGUGAAGAUUCAUCUGAUGCAGAAUGGCAAGAGGCUGAAGAAGAAAAAGACAACAAUUAAAAAGAACACACUUAAUCCCUACUACAAUGAGUCAUUCAGCUUUGAAGUACCUUUUGAGCAAAUCCAGAAAGUACAAGUGGUGGUAACUGUUUUGGACUAUGACAAGAUUGGCAAGAACGAUGCCAUCGGCAAAGUCUUUGUGGGCUACAACAGCACUGGCGCGGAGCUGCGACAUUGGUCAGACAUGCUGGCCAACCCCAGGCGACCCAUUGCCCAGUGGCACACUCUGCAGGUAGAGGAGGAAGUUGAUGCCAUGCUGGCAAUCAAGAAGUAAGGGAAAGAAGAAGCCUUUCUGAGUCUGCCCACAUAGUGCUCUUUAGCCAGUAUCUGUAAAUACCUCAGUAAUAUGGGUCCUUUCAUUUUUCCAGCCAUGCAUUCCUAACACAAUUCAGUGGUACUUCAAAUCCUGUUUUAAUUUGCACAAAUUUAAAUGUAGAGUCCCUAAGCCUUUCAUCAUAUCACUGCCCUCCAAAUCUACUCUUCUUUUAAGCAAUAUGAUGUGUAGAUAGAGCAUGACUGAAAUUAUUUAUUGUAUCACACCGUUGUAUAUACCAGUAUGCUAAAGAUUUAUUUCUUGUUUGUGUAUUUGUAUGUUGUGUUUCCUAAUCUGUGUAUAUCUAGAUGUUUUUAAUAAGAUGUUCUAUUUUAAACUAUGUAAAUUGACCGAGAUAUAGGAGAGCUGAAAAUAUAUUAUAUGGUAAAUAUAGUAUCGUCUGCAUUCCAGCAAAAAUAUCAACUUGUAAGGCACUAGCACAGUUCAACUGACAUCUUAAAGGACAACUUAAACCUGAGCUUUCAGUUGAAUCAUUUGAGUACCAAGAUGUGCUUACACCACAUGUUUGGUGGGUGAAUCCAAUUUUGUAGAAUUCCUUCACAGGCAAAUUAGCAUGAUCUGAGAAGCAUCUGGGCUGACCUCAAGGAAGCAAAGCCACAAACCAGAACAGCAUCUGUCUGUACAUAUAUACAAAGCUAAAACCAUGGCUUCACUCUAACAUUUGAGGAAGCAAUCUAAUGGGAGGCAAUGAUUUCAUAUUAUUGCAUAUAGAAUAACAGGAUGAUGGUGUUCUCUGUGUGUGUAUGUAUGUGUGUGUAUAGGCGUGUGUGUGCACGCACACGUGUGCGUAUAUCUGCAUUUGUUUGGGGAUAGGGGGUGGGUGGAAAGAAGCUAAGGGGAGAAGUCAGCAUUUCUGAAAUAUUGCCUGACUGUUAAAAAAGAAAAAAAGUAGCUCUCCGUUAUCACCUUUAUACAAAACAUGCAUCCUGUGAAUUUCUGGUCCAGAUUUCACACUGAUACAAAUUCUAAAAGGUUUGCACGUUAGACUUUAUAACAAAAUAUUUUAUUAUACAAAACCAGAUUAGAAGGAAUGCAGAAUAUUUUUAACACAGCAAUCUGUGCUUAUUACACAAAAUUACUUUGUGGUAAACAGUAUUGUAAUCCCAUCAAAAGAUGAAAAAAAAAAAUUAGCCAUAGUUCUGAAUGCACUUCAAUUAAGCCAAAACAGACAGCUAGUGAUCUUUUUAUAUGCUCUUUUUACUUCAAUAAGUUUUAAUUUGUCCUUUAAAAAAAAGGUGAAACAAAACCAAGAACAAGUUCUAGAAAACUGAAGCAACCUCUUAUGUAUAUUAGAUGCUUGAUUUAGGAGGAGUUUUUAAAUGUUUUCAAUGUUAUUCUGUAGUAAAUGGCACUAUUAUGAAGCUACUAGUCAUUCCAUAAGAGUCUUAAAGGACUGCUCUGUGUAACACUGUGACGCUGUGUGUGCUUAGAAACCUAGUUUCCUCAGUGGAUAGCACUCAAUUUAUUCCGUAGUGAUCUUGUAACAAUACUGCCAUUCCCUCUAAUGCACUGCCCAAUGUGUGUAGCACAAACAGUUCUCGUUACAAAGGACCAAUUCAGAACUGAAAAGCUAUGCAUAGGACAAGAAAGAUACAUAGAAUGGGGUGGAACACACAGCAUUUUUGUCAAGCACUGUGCGAUAUGCCAUAUUUUUCCCCACUAUGGUAGGCAACCACUUUAUGAAAGGGCAGCCUAUUAUACACCACACCACAUCUAGUCUUUUUUUUCCCGCUUGCUUCUCUGACACACUUUAACUCCUAGGGCAGAGAGUGGUGAUGCUUUGAAGGGAAAGUUUAUCUUCACAAACACCAGAACAAAAUGGAGGGAAACUAAGCAUUGGUCUCCUGUUCAGACUUUAGGAUAUCACGCCACAUUUUUUAAAAACUCAAAGAGAAUUAAAAAAGGGCUGACAGUAGGCUUCGAAUACGGGGUUGGCUGUUUCCUGAUAAAACAAGAAUUCCUGUCAUUAUUCUUUCCUCAUCAAAGAAGAGGCAAGCCCUUUGGUCUUUUGGCCCAGUUGUGGCAAAUUCUUUAGAACUGGGACACAUACAAAGAACAAAGGUGAAUAACAUCUCCCUCUUCUGUCGAGGAUCCAUACUUUUUUCAAACGUAGAUAAUAGGAAAUGCACAAGUCAUAGUGUGAGAUUAAAUAUCAGUUUUAACAGAAAAAUUCAAACAAGAUUCUUUCCAGUUUAAAGGACCAGACCCUACCAAAGAGAGGGACUUGACUAACUUUUCAAAAGUCCUUAAAUAUCAGAAACUGAAAUUUAAUUUCACCAUAUUCAGCUUUAAGUUGUCCACACUGAUACACCACUUUUAAACAAGCAGGGUGAAGCUGCCGAAUACACAUUAUUUCUUGCAUCAAAGCACUAUUAAUGCAUUCUCUUGCAACACUGCCAAACCUGGGAUUGUCACCAUCGACUUAGUUGUUAGUAUGCUAUCUUUCAUGAGUCAGUGACUGAACCUGCUGUAUGACCAAGAUUCAUCCUCAGAUGAGUCCCAUGUACCUUUCUGACAAAGCUGUGUGAAGUAUUAGCAUCUGACGCUCUAGAAAGAUCCUAGUUGCCUUUGUGUAUAUUUACUGCCUGCUUGAGUGUUUCUAUGUGUGGAUUUUCUCUGUAUCUUGUAGAAAUGUUGGGGUGUUUUCUUCUGCCAUAUGGCUCGUGGCCCGCGAGCCAACUACUUUAGCUGUAUUUUACCUUCAUUUUUGAUGAGGUGGUUUAAAUUUCGUUUCACUUCGUGUAGUGAAUUCCACAGUAGUUUUCUGAUUGUUGUUAAAAAUGACUUAACAUAUUACACGGAUAUUCAAUAAAAUGUUUUAUUUCCGGUUGA